This is a messenger RNA of Cuscuta campestris, 3042 nucleotides long. Lineage: Eukaryota; Viridiplantae; Streptophyta; Magnoliopsida; Solanales; Convolvulaceae. The record is from the annotation of a GenBank genome assembly.
GAGAAAUAGAAAUAUUUUUAUUAUUUUUACAUGGUAUCAGAGCCAAAACCCGAACUCUAACUCUUCCUCUUGGUUCGGCUGUCGGCUGUCUCCCUCCCCCGUUCUACCAACGCCGUUUAUCUUCUUUGGUAGUUCGUUCCUCUCUUGACAUGGCUUCCGACAACUCCUCUACUACUACUUCUACCUCCACAACUUCAAAUUCUCCUCAUCUUGCCCUUACAACCAUUUCAAACGUCAAGCUUCAUAUCUCCAUUCAACUUAGCAUCUCGGCCCCCAAUUACAAAAAAUGGAGCCGUCUUUUUCUUCUUCUCGUGCGGCGUUUCAACCUCCAAGGUUUUCUUACCAGCGACACAAAACCCUCCGGUGACAAUGACACGGAAUGGGUCCAAUUUGAUGCCCUUCUUCAAGGGUGGAUCCUUUCGACGGUCACCGAUGAAGUGUCCGAUCUCAUUAUUGCCUCUCAUGACACCACCGUCGGCUUAUGGAAAGCAAUUCACGAUCUCUUUCACGACAACAAGAACGCAAGAGCGAUGCAACUUGAGCACCAAUUUUGCACUACCGUCAAAGGCACAAAAUCUAUGGUUGAUUAUUGUCAAACGCUCAAGAAUCUGGCCGAUUGUUUAGACGACAUUGAUGCACCCGUGACCGACAAUCAACUCGUCCUCCAACUACUCCGCGGUCUUCCCGAAGACUCCAAAAUCGGGCGUCUUUUCUGCAAUUUCAGAAGCCUCCCCCGUCGUUUUUGGAGGCCCGAUCAGCCUUGCUUCUCUUGGACCAGCAGCGCAGCUCCUCGACCGCCGGAGACCCUGGCACGGCUCUACUGGCCGCUGGGAGGACGAACAUGUCGCAGCCUCUUAAUGGUUCUAAAGUGCACACCACUGCGAUCGGACCUUCGGACGGGAACCGUGAUACAUCGGUCCAGUAAUGACGGCCCACUAUACACCUUCAACCCACCGGAUGCCCAACCUAACGCUGCCACUGUUGAUCUUGAUACAUGGCAUCGCCGACUUGGUCACCCUAGCUCUGCUGUUCUCCAUGGGAGCCUACAGCCUGAGCGGGAGGAUUCUACAACCCCGGUUGUUGCUCUUGGGGAAUCGGUUGUUCCACUGGCAUCACAUGAGGUUGAUGUGGGGGUUGUUGUUGUGCUACUGUACCACUCUGUGGAGAAUGGAUUUAGGUUGCCCCUCCACGGCCUGCUCCGCGACCUCUGCCUCCAUUUUGGAUUUGCUCCGGGUCAAUUGACUGCCAACACGCACAAGUAUGUCGCGUCCUUCAUCUUACGAUGCUGUGCCCUGGACAAAACCCCGAAAUUGGACGAAUUUCUUCUCCUCUUCAGUAUCGGUGGUUUCCCCUUUUACAGUUUAUACCCCCACAAUCAUUUUCCCAUUUUCGAGAAGGUCGAGCUCAAAAUCGACAAAUGGGCGCUUAAAUACUUCGUCAUUGAAUUCCCGGCUCACAGCCCCAUCGAUCUGCCGGGUGUUGUCCUCCGCCGUUCCAUCCCCCGGACGAAAUUCGUCGCGGCAAACUUGGCGGAGGGCGCGUAUAAUGCUUUGAGGGAGAAGGAGGGUCUAAUUUCCCACCACUCUCUCCAAGAGGCUAAACUGUACAAAAAGGCAGAUGCUGCUCUGAAUGUUGUUCCUAUCUCUGCCAUUCCCGGGCUUAGGAGGCCCACUCUGUCCCAGAAACGGCCACGGGAGGGUCUCUCCGACGAUGAUUUCCUUCCCAAAAAGAACAAGGGUGAAGGUACCUCUGUUUCACCCAGCCCCCUGUCCAACUCUUCUGGUACUCAGAAUACCACUCCUGCUGCUACAUCCGGGGUCUUGGAGUUAUCCCACCCGGAUAGACUUGAUUGUGAGGAAGAAGAGCCUAGGGACCAGUCAGCGCUCAGAAAACCCACAACGCAGCCCCAGACUGAAGUGUCCGGUUCCUCGCCACGCGCCACAACCAGUCCCCAAGCCAUGGAGGAAGAAGGGAUGUGGCAGAAGGAACCGGAGCCCUCCCCUACAGCAGGGAGGGAAGUUGAAGUGCAGUUAGAAACGGAAGUCUCCCACCCGGAGGAAAAUGAGGCUGGAGAGCAGAAAGAUGCUGAAGCUUCUCCAGAAGCCCAGCAAUCGCUCCUUACUUUGACUGAGGAGUACCUGGGUGGAGCAUCAGGGAACUUCCGGGCUGUAAUGCUUCUGAGGGAAAGGGAACUAGCUGCCAGGGCCUUGCAACAGAAGGUUGACUCCCUGGAGCAACAAGUUCAGAUCCUGCAAGGGGAGAAUGCUCGGCUCCAAGCAGACGGCUCCACGGAGCUUGCAGCUGAGAGAUCCAAGGUCCAGUCCCUGCAAGAUCAGAUUGCUAUUUACCACAAGGAGACCCAAGAUCUGGAAGUGCAGUUUGGUAGAUUCCGGGCACAAAUCUCCCUCCUGGAAUCAAGGGUCUCGGCUUCAAAAGACCAGGUAGGAAGUUUGAAAGCUGAGCUGGUUGAGAGGGAAUCCCGGAUCUCUGAGCUAGAGAAUUCCCUCCAAGAGGCCAAGUAUGAGGGUUCACGCCUUAACGAGCUUGCUCUGAAGCACAUGGAGGCGAGACGGCUUAACCUCGAGAAGUUGAAGGGAGAGAGGCAGGCCGCAAGUGAGCUCCGGGCAAAGGUGGAUGAACAAGAGAAGACGAUCGCUGCUCAUCAAGAGGAGGUGGCCACCAUGAUUGCCCGUGCCAAAGCCCUCUACGAAGAGGGACAAUUUGACAUGCAGCAAUGCAUCUACGGGGCAGUCCAGAGUGGUCUCCCAGAGAACCGCACUUUGGAUGACUUCAUCUCCUACUAUGGGUUACCUCUCCCUCUUUCUCGCCCAGCUUCUCGUGCAGACCCCGGACCUUGACUUCAUCUUCCUCCAUCGACUGUUAUGUUUUGCCUUGUAAUUAUUUGGAUUAUGGUAAAUUGAUAACAUCCGAUGUAUUUUUGUCCAUGUAGACUCCUUUAGUAAUCUGACUUUUCUCCUUUUGGUAUUCUUGUUUUGCCCUAGGACUUAGCAGAUUUUUUUUACCCGCCUAGGCUUUGGGCUU